Molecule: messenger RNA, 660 nt
Organism: Macrobrachium nipponense
Lineage: Eukaryota; Metazoa; Arthropoda; Malacostraca; Decapoda; Palaemonidae
Exons: 1
Coding region: 1-660 (219 amino acids)
Source: RefSeq, a predicted model, not a curated record
AUGCCCCAUCUCCUGCCCCUCCUCCUGCCCUUCCUCCUGCCUCAUUUACCCGUCCUCCUGCACCUCCUCCUGCCCGCAUCUCCUGCCUCAUCUCCUGCCUUUCCUCCUGCGCCUCUCCUGCCCUCCUCUCACCCCUCCUCCUGCCUCAUCUCCUUCCCUUCCUCCUGUCUCAUCUCCUGCCCCUCCCACUACCUCAUCUCCUACCCGUUCCGUGGCCCGUCUCCUGCCUUAUCUCCUGCCCUUCCUCCUGCACCUCCUCCUGCCCCUCCUCUCACCCCUCCUCCUGCCUCAUCUCCUCCCCUUCCUCCUGCCUCAUCUCCUGCCCCUCCUCCUGCUUCAUCUCCUGCUUCCACCUCCUUCCCCGUUCCGUGGCCCGUCCCAUUCCCCAUCUCCUGCCCCCAUCUCCUGCCCUUCCUCCUGCUCCCCAUCUCUCUGCCCCCAUCUCCUGCCUCAUCUCCUGCCUUUCCUCCUGCCCCUCCUCUCACCCCCCCUCCUCCUGCCUCAUCUCCUCCCCCUUCCUCCUGCCCUCAUCUCCUGCCCUCCCCUACCUCAUCUCCUACCCGUUCCGUGGCCCGUCUCCUGCCUUAUCUCCUGCCCUUCCUCCUGCACCACCUCCUGCCCCUCCUCUCACCCCUCCUCCUGCCUCAUCUCCUGCCCUAA